Mustela lutreola (European mink) is the source of this 2065-nucleotide messenger RNA. It is a transcript of the gene CBY3, whose product is annotated as chibby family member 3. The transcript is spliced from 2 exons. Lineage: Eukaryota; Metazoa; Chordata; Mammalia; Carnivora; Mustelidae. The record is from RefSeq and is a predicted model, not a curated record. The coding region runs from base 21 to 758 and encodes 245 amino acids.
AGCAGCUGAGGGGUUCAGAGAUGGGGCCAGGCCUGGGACAGCAGCUCAGCACCUCCAACACACCCUCCAGCAGUGCCCCUGGCUCGUCUUCAUCAUUCUGGACACCGGGGCUCCAGAGGCAAGGGCGCAGCCCCGGUCGCCCAAGUCCUCGAGGUUCGGCACCGGGCACCCGCACGCCCGACAAGGCCCACUCGGCCCUCGACCUGGAGGCCUUCAGGUGCCCGGCGUCGGGCCACGCCGGCCGCCUGUGGGAGCAGUUGCGGCAGUUCUGGGUCGACCACUUCUCGCGGCGCUUCUCGCCACGGCGCCCGCCGCUACGCCGCCUCUCCUCCAUGUCCACCUUCUACCUGCUGGACCACCGGACGCGCCAGGCCGAGCUGGGCCUCAGCUACGGCGCGCCGCGCACGCGCCUGAGCGACGAGGACUUUGUGUUCCGCGGCGGUCGCUGGACCGCCGAGGGGCUCCCCCUGCGGCCCGGGCCGCCUCUGUCCCCGCCGACCAUCUCGGGCUGGGAGCCGCCGGUGCAGCGGGUCAAGAGCCAGGUACUGCUGGAGGAGAACAACUACUUGAAGCUGCAGCAGGAACUGCUCAUGGACAUGCUGACUGAGACCACGGCGCGCAUGCACCUGCUGGAGAAGAAGCUGGACACCGAUUCCAGCCCGACGGCGGCGGCGCGCGCCUGGCAAAGGAAGAUGCGCAAACGCGAAGGCGCGAGCGGCGUGCUCAUGAUCGAGCCGCGCGCUCUGGAGUCGCGGUGACGCAAUAAAGCCCGGGCGGCGCACGCGCACUUCUCUCCUUGUCCGGGCGCGUUCGUGGGCGGCGGAGUGGGCCUGUCCAGGGCUCCCGACUGGCGGGUAGGGACCGUCACUUAGUGACCAGUGUGGACGGGUGACUCAGCCAGCAGAAGGGCUCGGGAGGGCGCGAUAGGGCCUUGGCGGAAGGUGUGUGCGCGGCCCGCUCGCUGGGAAUGCGGGGUGGGAGCCGGACUUGCAGAGGAGAGGGGAAGGGGAGCGAGGACGCCUAGCGGGGGCAGGCAGUGGCAUUCUCGUCCCAAGCGACCGAGGGCCAAGUCGGGGAGGCCACGAAAGCUUGGGCGCUCGGUGAUGGAGGGUGCGGUGAGGCUGGGAGGCGGACGGGGUCGGGGACCUUGCUCCUGGCUCCCCGCUGACCUAGAGGCGCGGCGCGGGCCAGGGGAGUUUCAGCCUCAGUCCAAAGUCGGUGUGUUUGACUCGGCUUUCUCGAACGUGAGCGCAGCCGCUCCCACCUGGCUGUGUGGUAUUUGGGGAGUCGCUUCUCUAUUACAGGCCUUUUUCUCCUCCGUAGUCUCCCCCAGAGUACAAACAAGCACUCUCCAGGGCAAAACCUGUACACAAAUAGGAUUUGCUCCACCCACGUUGCUUAAAAAUUUUGCAUUCGUUGCCAACGCUUAAGAAUUCAGAGAUUUCACAUUAAAUAUCCAGAUAUCCUGUGUUCUGAAAAAGAGACUUGGCCACCACCUGGACCUCCAUUCUGUCCAGCCAGCAGUUUCCUGAGCUGAAGUGUGGCUGUCACCUGCUGGUUGCUUCACUCCUUGCUUGUUGCAGGUGUCUGAUUUUGAUAUCCUCCUAGAUCCCUUCUGGAUCAGUGUUCUUUCCCAGGACGUGGGGAGCCCAUUUCCCCAACCUCCAUACACACGAGGUAUUACAUAAGGUGCUUUGGGGAGUGUAUUGUACUUGUGAUGACAUUUGCCCUUGCUAUAUCCAACCUUUUCCCUGGAAUAGAGACAGUGCAUUUCUGCAUCCACUGAAACUUGAGACCAGGGGUGGGGGGGACCCAUCUCCCGAGGGCCAUUUGACAGUUGUGAGAGAAGUGGGUAUCCUGCCUCAGCCCAAUUUUAUUUCAGGAGUAAACUAGGGAUUACUAAACAGCUACUUUGUAUGAAAUUGUGGCCUUAUUCAAGCAGCGAAACAACACAAAACAUGUCAUUAGACACAAAGUUGAGAAACAUUUUUUCUUCGCAAUGCUUUUUUUAUUUUAAUAAUUAUAUAUUUACAUUAACAUAGAUUAAAGUACUUAAAAUAGUUAU